AACCAAAGAACGCUCUUACCAUUGCCCAGCUGAAAACAGCAAACUCAUAGCUUCUCAAUGGGAGAGGAUGCAUAAAGUAAAAUGGUGGUGCUGAAUGGAUAGCAGCUACAGGCACCAGCUUACUAGAUGGAAGAUCCUUCAUGGAAUGAAGUCCAAUUUUCCAAAGCCCCAUACACUUUUGCUGAGAUAAUAUUUGUCCUGGUUUCCAAUAACUUAUCCCUCAUUGAAGCUGAGAAACAUCCACAGAGGUAUACUGAAGAGAGAGAGCAACAAUGUUAUUUGAUCAUUAAUAACUGAAGGAAUAGGGAACAGAUCCUCAAAAGGGUUUGACUGAAACAAAACAAAACACCAAAAAACUCAAGGAGCAGCAGCACGCCUAGAAUUCUCUCUUUGCCAUCUCCAAACUCAUCUGCAUGCCCUCGGGGCACCAAUAAGAAUGAGCUACUACGGCAGCAGCUACCGGGUGGUCAACGUGGACUCCAAGUACCCGGGGUUCCCCCCGGAGCAGGCUAUGGCGGAGAAGAGGAGGGCGCGCCGGCGCCUGCUGCACAAGGACGGCAGCUGCAACGUGUACUUCAAGCACAUCUUCGGGGAGUGGGGCAGCUACGUGGUGGACAUCUUCACCACCCUGGUGGACACCAAGUGGCGGCACAUGUUCGUGAUCUUCUCCCUGUCCUACGUUCUCUCCUGGCUGAUCUUCGGCUCCAUCUUCUGGGUCAUCGCCUGGCACCACGGGGACCUGUCCAGCCCCCCGGACCUCACGCCGUGUGUGGACAACGUGCAUUCCUUCACGGCCGCCUUCCUGUUCUCCCUGGAGACGCAGACCACCAUCGGGUACGGCUACCGCUGCGUCACCGAGGAGUGCUCGGUGGCCGUGCUCACCGUCAUCCUCCAGUCCAUCCUGAGUUGCAUCAUCAACACCUUCAUCAUCGGCGCCGCCCUGGCGAAGAUGGCCACGGCUCGCAAGAGAGCCCAGACCAUCCGAUUCAGCUACUUCGCCCUCAUCGGCAUGCGGGAUGGCAAGCUGUGCCUCAUGUGGCGCAUCGGGGACUUCCGCCCCAACCACGUGGUGGAGGGGACGGUGCGGGCGCAGCUGCUGCGCUACGCGGAGGACAGCGAAGGGCGCAUGACCAUGGCCUUCAGGGACCUCAAGCUGGUCAACGACCAGAUCAUCCUGGUCACCCCGGUCACCAUCGUCCACGAGAUCGACCACGACAGUCCCCUGUACGCCCUGGAUCGCAAAGCGGUGGCCAAGGACAACUUCGAGAUCCUGGUGACCUUCAUCUACACGGGCGACUCCACGGGCACCUCGCACCAGUCCCGCAGCUCCUACGUGCCCCGGGAGAUCCUCUGGGGACACCGCUUCCACGACGUCCUGGAGGUGAAGAGGAAGUACUACAAGGUCAACUGCCUGCAGUUCGAAGGCAGCGUGGAGGUCUACGCUCCGUUCUGCAGCGCCAAGCAGCUGGACUGGAAAGACCAGCAGCUGCUCCAUGUGCAGAAGACCACCCCCGUGGCCUCGCCCCCGCCAGGGCCCUGCGCCUCCGACCCCAAGGUCAGGCGAAGGUCGUUCAGUGCCGUGGCGGUCGUGAACAGCAAGGGUGAAAACCCGGAGGAGGACAGCACUGGUUACGACCCCCUGGAUGAGUACAAGGAAACGCCCUAUCAAAAAGCCGUCCUGACUUUAAAUCGAAUCUCGGUGGAAUCCCAGAUGUAGCCGCCUCUUGGCCUGGCGAGCCAAAGGGGGACCCCCACUUGGUCUUUUUCCUCUUCCAGCCACUGUGCAAGCAUGGAUCCCCUCCCCACAAAAAAAGAUUAAAGCCAUAUCUUGUGACGGUAGUCUUCUGUACAGCCUGUUAAAACUACGGUAGGAAGAGAUCGUCUAAAGAUUCCAUCCUUGGCUACUCUUCAAAUCUGGGUUUUCAUAGAAAAUGUUAUCCUUGGAUGCUAUGGAGAAGCAUGAUCAUUGGUGAUAAAAAUCCUUCUCAGGAUCGCCUAUGUUUAUGUCUAUGGUUGGUUCUUAUUUAUCCGGUAAAAUGAGUAAAAAUAAAUAAAUAAAUAAAAGCAAGAGGGGAUGGGUGAAAAUAGAGAGAUGGGUAAGGGAGAAUGAUGAAUAAGUUUUUACCUCUAUUAAAAAAAAUGAUAACAAACAUAAAUGACACCUGAUGAAAGGCAUCAUCUCACCCGACCCAGAUACACAAGGUAAGCAUGUGUUUGGUGUCAGAAGGCUGAGACCUGGACCAUGAGAUCUAUGGGUUAGUUCCAGUCAAACUGUUUGCCUUUCACGGCACCUUGAUUUCAUCAGUUAGAGAGAGUGGUGGUUAGAAAUGGACCUGGUUAUCAAUUCAUACAUUUCUUCCAUUGCCCUUUGCUCAGCCAUGCUCAGUGAGUGCUAGAAGCUAGUUUGUUAUUGUUGUUCUUUGAUGUACCUGGCAGAAGACCAGUUGACAUCAUUAUUUAGAACAGUAUCUCUCCGUUCUAUGAUUUGGUUGACCCUCAACCAGGGGGAGAGUGAAAAUAACACAACCACUUGUAAGUUCUCUGUCAAGGACCUGCCUGAGCACAAAAUUCACAGAAUCACAGGGAGGGGCUGAAGCAUCUAGCCCCACUGAUGGAAAACUUUGCUAGGCUGUUUCCUAAGAGACAGCGUGGUAGCCUGUGGUCUAUGAGGCAGAGGCUCUAUUAAAGGGGAGGGGGUGGAAGGGCAGGAGGCAUUUAAUAUGCCCUGAUAGUGUUAAUUGUGCUCUUGAUCAUUGUGCACCACAUUCAUGACUUGAGAUGUGAAUUUUUAGGAAACGCUGAAUCUCAAACAAUCAUUGAAAUGGAUGCUUUUGUGAAACAUAAUACAGCGGGGGCGAUUCUAGUCUACAGUAAGUGAGAAAUCUGAAUCUUAAGAGUGUAAAAAUGUUAGGAUAUAAGAUCAGCAUGUAUGCUUUACUACAAGGUUACACAAAGAUGUUAAACUUUGAUUGUUUUCAGCACAAACCCAAUCACCUAGAUCACCUAGGAGUGAACAGUCAGCUUUAUAAAAUGAAGAACUAUCAACUACACUUAAAUUAUUUGUGUGUGUUUUUAGUGGUCCUAAGCUGUCACUAUGUACAUGCCACAUCUUUAUAUUUUUGAUUAACGUUUUCACAGAUAUGCAGUUUUUGUUUAAUCUGGAAAUUCCUUUUCCUUCUUCUUCUCUCCCCCAACUUUCUCUUCACUUAAGACUUAUAAAUAAACUGAACUAAAUCACACAGUCCAUGAUUACUAAGAAAAGCAAAAUAAGGUAGGUAUAGGGUUUUCUUUUUUCUUUUCUUCUCUUUCUCCCUCUUUCCUUCUCUCCUUUUCCUCC
Messenger RNA from Dipodomys ordii (Ord's kangaroo rat), 3337 nucleotides. It is a transcript of the gene Kcnj16, whose product is annotated as potassium channel, inwardly rectifying subfamily J, member 16. Gene Ontology annotation, biological process: potassium ion import across plasma membrane; regulation of monoatomic ion transmembrane transport. The record is from RefSeq and is a predicted model, not a curated record. Gene Ontology annotation, cellular component: plasma membrane. Gene Ontology annotation, molecular function: inward rectifier potassium channel activity. Bases 437 to 1717 code for a protein of 426 amino acids. Lineage: Eukaryota; Metazoa; Chordata; Mammalia; Rodentia; Heteromyidae. The transcript has 3 exons.